This is a messenger RNA of Cololabis saira (Pacific saury), 6632 nucleotides long. Its product is annotated as NACHT, LRR and PYD domains-containing protein 4E-like. Bases 951 to 4628 code for a protein of 1225 amino acids. Lineage: Eukaryota; Metazoa; Chordata; Actinopteri; Beloniformes; Belonidae. The record is from RefSeq and is a predicted model, not a curated record. The transcript is spliced from 12 exons. Gene Ontology annotation, molecular function: protein binding.
UGAUCCGUCGCAGGUCCGAGCUUUGCUCGCGGACUCGGACGUGAAGCUGAAACUGCGAGAUGCGACAGUUUGAGGAAAGUUUUUGAAGGGAGCGCGUUUCUUACGCACAUGUUUUUUUUUUAAGAUUUCACAAGACACAAUUCAAAUACAUGUGACAUCAAAGUUAAAAAAAACUAACGGAUCUUCACUUUAUUUGGGAUCCCUUUGGUGUGUUAGCGACUUUAUAUUGCAUCUCUGGUCUGAAAUCCUCCUCUUUGCUUCUCUUAGCAACUGCGGUAAUGUGAGUUUGUUUUUCGUUGCGUGCGUACUAGAGUAAAUACGGUAGGCACGGUUCUCGAGCAAAGUGAAGGUCCUACAAGAUACAUAACGCCUACGUGCUUUUACUGGAGAAAUGUGGAGAAAAAUCACCUCCAAAAUGAGUCAACUUAUUAGUUAUAUUUCACUGCCGUAAAGGGGAGAAAAAUCACCUUUCAGUGCCAUUUUACUGUAGUAAUGUGGAGAAAAAUCUGUUUAAAAUUACCCCUAUAAUAAAUGUUACUGUAGUAAUGUGGAGAAAAAUCUGUUUAAAAUUACCGCUAUAACAAAAGCCAUUUACAGAAUGCUGACAUUUGAUCUUACCUCACAUCAAUUCCUUCAUGUUCCUCUUUUUUUUUUUUGCAUAUUGUUCCUGUCAUCUCACUCUACCUCUGGUACAAUUUUGGUAACAUUUUACUGUAGAAAUUUGGAGAAAAAUCAUUUUGAAAUGACCCCCUAUGAUAAACUAUACUGUGUAUAGAGGAUCUUUGCUACCGUAUUUACUCUAGUACGCACGCAACGAAAAACAAACAGCGGCUCACAUUACCGCAGUAAGGCUUUCAUUUGAGGAAGACUGCGUCAGCCUUGUGAUUAUUUCUCGCCCUUUUUCAGAUGAAGGUGUGUGUGUGAGCUGACGUGGACGUGAAUUCAGCAGAAUGGACCAGUGUGAGGAUGGAGAGGAGGGAGUCCCUCCCUCUAAAACCUCUCUGUGUGGGGAACAUGAGAGUUGGAGCAAAGCUCAGAGGAAUCGACCUGGACCUGGACCUGGACCUGGACCUGGACCUGGACCUGAACCUGGACCUGGACCUGGACCUGAACCUGGACCUGGACCUGGACCUGGACCUGGACCUGGACCUGGACCUGGACCUGGACCUGGACCUGGACCUGAACCUGGACCUGGACCUGGACCUGGACCUGAACCUGGACCUGGACCUGGACCUGGACCUGGACCUGGACCUGGACCUGAACCUGGACCCAGCUGUGUGUCGUUGAAGAGUGACAAGUCAAUGGAAUAUAUUAUUACCUUCAAAGGAGACCAACGUUCUGCUGUAAAGAGGGUCCAUCAGAAAAGAGACUCUUUUGAACAUGAACCCAGCUGUUUGUCCUUGAAGAGUGACAAGUCAAUGGAAUAUGUUAUUACCUUCAAAGGAGACCAACAGUCUUCUACAGAGAGAGUGGACCAGCAGAUCUCAGAGCCUCCCAGCGGUCCGUCUGUCCAGCAGCAUCAGACACAGCUGGACUCCAUAUUUCUGCUUCUGGAGGACAACAUUGUAAUGUUUGUGAAGAACGAGCUGAAGAAGAUCCAGAGGGCUCUGAGUCCCGAUUACCCAGAAUCCCUAGAGCAUCUGUUGCAGGGUGAGGAUGAAGAGCAGAGGAGGAGCAGCAGAGAGGCGUUUGUGAAGAUCACAGUGAACUUCCUGAGGAGAAUGAAGCAGGAGGAGCUGGCUGAGCGUCUGCAUAGCAGUACUUUUGCUAAAGUGUGUAAAAAGCAGCUGAAGUCUGAGCUGAAGAAGAAGUCCCAGUGUGUGUUUGAGGGGAUCAUUAAAGCAGGAAACCCAGCCCUUCUGGAGCAGAUCUACACAGAGCUCUACAUCACAGAGGGAGGGACCGGAGAGGUCAACCAUGAACAUGAAGUCAGACAGAUUGAAGCAGCUUCCAGGAAACCAAACAGGGCAGAAACAACCAUCAGACAGGAAGACAUCUUUAAACCCCCACCUGGAAGAAAAGGACCAAUCAGAACGUUGAUGACGAAGGGAGUGGCCGGCAUCGGGAAAACAGUCCUAACACAGAAGUUCAGUCUGGACUGGGCUGAAGGCAAAACCAACCAGGACAUCCAGUUCCUGCUUCCAUUCACCUUCAGACAGCUGAAUGUGCUGAGAGAGGAGAAGUUCAGCUUGGUGGAACUUGUUCAUCACUUCUUCUCUGAAACCAGAGGAAUCUGCAGCUUUGAAGAGUUCCAGGUCGCGUUCAUCUUUGACGGUCUGGAUGAGAGUCGACUUCCUCUGGACUUCCACAACUCUACAGUCGUCAGUGACCCCAGAAGGUCCACCUCAGUGGACGUGCUGCUGACAAACCUCAUCAGGGGGAACCUGCUUCCUUCUGCUCGUCUCUGGAUCACCACACGACCCGCAGCAGCCAAUCAGAUCCCUCCUGAGUGUGUCUCCAUGGUGACAGAAGUCAGAGGGUUCACCAACCCACAGAAGGAGGAAUACUUCAGGAAGAGGUUCAGAGAAGAGGAGCAGACCAGCAGGAUCAUCUCCUACAUCAAGACAUCACGGAGCCUCCACAUCAUGUGCCACAUUCCAGUCUUCUGCUGGAUCACUGCUACGGUCCUGGAGAACGUCCUGGAGAAAGUCCUGGAAACUAGAGAAGGAGGGAAGCUGCCCAAGACCCUGACUGAGAUGUACAUCCACUUCCUGGUGGUCCAGGCCAAACUGAAGAAGGUCAAGUAUGAUGGAGGAGUUGGGACGGAUCCACACUGGAGUCCAGAGAGCAGGAAGAUGGUGGAGUCUCUGGGAAAACUGGCUUUUGAGCAGCUGCAGAAAGGAAACCUGAUCUUCUAUGAACCAGACCUGAGACAGUGUGGCAUCGAUGUCAAAGAGGCUUCUGUGUACUCAGGAGUGUUCACCCAGAUCUUUAGAGAGGAGAGCAGCCUGUACCAGGACCAGGUCUUCUGCUUCAUCCACCUGACUGUUCAGGAGUUUCUGGCUGCUCUUCAUGUCCAUCAGACCUUCAUCAAGUCUGGAGUCAACCUUCUGGAGGAACAAAGGAACACAGAGACUGAGCUCUAUCAGAGUGCAGUGGACAAGGCCUUACAGAGUCCCAACGGACACCUGGACUUGUUCCUCCGCUUCCUCCUGGGUCUUUCACUGGAGACCAAUCAGACUCUCUUACGAGGUCUGCUUGAACCAAAACAAAGAAGUUCACAGAACAAUCAGGAAACAGUUGAAUACAUCAAGAAGAAGAUCAGUGAGGAUCUGUCUGCAGAGAAAAGCAUCAACCUGUUCCACUGUCUGAAUGAACUGAACGCUGGUUCUCUGGUGGAGGAGGUCCAACAGUCCCUGAGGUCUGGACUUCUCUCCACAGAUAAACUGUCUCCUGCUCAGUGGUCGGCUCUGGUCUUCAUCCUACUGUCAUCAGAAGAUCUGGAGGUGUUUGACCUGAAGAAAUACUCAGCUUCAGAAAACGUUCUACGGAGGCUGCUGCCGGUGGUCAAAGCCUCCAAGAAAGUUGUGUUGAGUGGUUGUAACCUCUCACCGUACAUCUGUGCACAUCUAUCCUCAGUUCUCAGCUCUCAGUCCUCCAGUCUGACAGAACUGGACCUGAGUCACAACCCCCUGCAGGAUUCAGGACUGAAGAAUCUGUGUCCUGGACUGGAGAGUCCACACUGUCACCUGGAGUCUCUCAGGUUGAGUGGUUGUAACCUCUCAGGGAACAUCUGUCCACUUCUGUCCUUAGUUCUCAGCUCUCAGUCCUCCAGUCUGACAGAACUGGACCUGAGCAACAACCCCCUGCAGGAUUCAGGACUGAUGAAGCUGUGUCCUGGACUGGAGAGUCCACACUGUCACCUGGAGUCUCUCAGGCUCUCAGACUGUCUGAUCUCAGAGAAAGGCUGUGUUUCUCUGGUCUCAGCUCUGAGCUCCAACCCCUCCCACCUGAAAGAGCUGGACCUGAGCUGCAACCAUCCAGGAGAGUCAGCAGUGAAGCUUUUGUCUGCUGGACUGAAGGAUCCCCGCUGGAGACUGGACACUCUCAGGGUGGAGCCUGCUGGACAACGAUGGUUGAAACCAGAUCCGAGGAAUUAUUCCUGUCAACUCACCAUCGACACAAACACAGUAAACAAACUCAUCAAACUGUCUGACAACAACAGGAAGAUGAUGUUUGUGAAGGAGCUUCAGUCAUAUCCUGAUCAUCCAGACAGGUUUGAUCGCCUUCCUCAGCUGCUGUGUAGAGAAGUUCUGACGGGUCGCUGUUACUGGGAGGUCCAGUGGAACGGACAGGUUUCUGUAUCAGUGAGUUACAGAAGAAUCAGCCGGAGAGGAGACUCUCAGGACUGUUGGUUGGGAUGGAACGAUCAUUCCUGGAGUCUGAACUGUUCUGAUGAUGAUGGUUGGUACUGUGUCUGUCACAAUAACAGAGUAACAUCUUCCUCUCCCUCAGUCUCUGACAGAGUAGCAGUGUAUGUGGACGUUCCUGCUGGAACUCUGUCCUUCUACAGAGUCUCCUCUGACAGACUGAUCCUCCUCCACACCUUCAACACCACAUUCACUGAACCUCUCUAUCCUGGGUUCGGGUUCUGGCCCGUGUCUGGUUCUUCAGUGUCUCUGUGUUGAGUUCAGUCUCAAGAGUCUCCUCCUGUCAGAGAAACUGUCUCUGUUGGACAGAUAGUUGAGUCUGUACAUGUCUGUCUCUGUUUCCAUCAGAACAACUGAAUCACAUGUUGGUGAAACUGUUCUGAAUGAUUCCUUGGAAACUUCUUCCUCUUCCAGUCCUGUAAAGGUGAAAGCUGCCGUUAUUCCAGGAUCCACAUGUUGUUCUUCUGUCUGUCUCCAGUCAGAGCUUCACAGUGAACAGCAGCAUGUUGUUUCUCUGCAGCUCAGAUCAGCUGAGAUCAUUCACUUCAUGUCAGAUGCAGGUAGUUUGCUGCACAUGUGACCAACUGUGAUGUCAGAGAGGAAUCACUGAGCUGCAAUCAGCCCAGAUGAAGUUACAACCUGCUGACAGAUCUGAGCACAAGGUUGCUGUGCAGCCAGGAUUCAUCCUGGUCUUUAUUCUCACCCACUUCCUGUUCCAACCAGGACAUCACUACUGGACUAUCAGGUCUCUGUCAUGGUAAAGUGUUUGUUUAUGUGUGAGCUCUCACCAAGAUGAUUAAGAUGAUCCAUCCAUCUUCUAGAACUGCUUCUUCAUGUUCAGGGUCCCGGGGGUCGGCCUUGUUGUUUUACACUGAUUUUACAAAAAGAAGGGCUACUUUUUGAAUAAAGUUCCCCUUUGAUGACAAUAUUUGAUAUUCACUGAUUAAAAGCGCUGCCUCAACAUUUCCUCAAAAUAAUUAUCAAAUUGAUUUAUAGGAAACAUAUUUCAACACAAAUUUUUUUUAAUUCUUAAUCCAUUUAGUUUGUUCCAAUUUCAAAUGAUCACUUAUGUUUGACUUAUGUUUGACACUUACAUUUUAGUAGCAAAUUAUGAACAUCUUCAAAUCACGUCCCAUUAAUGCAAAAUUAACCCCCAUAACACUUCAUGAAGUCCCACAUUUGUACUUAGAAUAAAAUAUGUAGCACUGUUCUGAAGGUCUGCAUGACAGAUGGUUGAUUUAAGAACAUCCAGCCACCAGGGGGGGCUGCUGCACUCGACCCCACUGAGUGCUGCUUAUCGUGGCAGAACAAGUGAGACAAUGACGAGAAGCUGGACGAUGUGGAUGAAGCUGUUAUAAUACUUUGUCAUGAAUCUGAUCUUUGUGGUUCAAUGUGCGUCCAGAGAAACAUAAGUUAUAUUGUUGUUUAUUGGAAACACUUCUUUGUUGUUAUAUUUUAUAAGUCUGCUGGUGAGUAUUUCCAGCAGUGUUAUUUACUUCGCUAAUCGUUCAAAAGUCAUUAGUUAUGUUAUCUGAAUGUCACUGACUGUUUUCUUUGUUUCCAGUUAAAUGUGAUAGUAUCCUAUCAUGCAUAGUAUCUCAUGUAUAUGAUUUCAUGCUAAUAACAUUAUUAUUUGGAUUGUGUGCUAUGGUUAAAGGAGCUUGAGGCAAGAAUAAGAAAUGAGACUCAUUAGCGACACGACGACCGUCGGGGUUCCUGCAGCCAACAGCAAAGCCGGCACGGGAGCGCGUGUGUAAUCUCAUGUGAUUUUCAAAUCAAGCUCUAAAUAUGACUUACAAUGUUAUCUUACCUGGUCAGUGGGAAAUGAGCCAUGUCAGCAUCUGUUUUCAGUCCCAAUUCAAGUAGAAGCUGCCUCCAUGACUCAAACGCGUAUCCAAUGUUUACUCGUGUGCCUCGUGUGAACACGCAUGCAGCGUCAUGUGACGUCACAUCCGCAGGACAGCGCGGGAAACUCGGCCCCAGCACUGCAGCACAUUUUGCAGCACACAGCCUGUUCAAGGCAACGGAGAGAUACACUAGAGGGCUCAUUCUUUUUGGUUUGGAACGCUUCAUCUGACAUUAUUACUAGAAAACUUAAAACGUAUACGCAUUUUUUUCAUAAAUCCUGCCUCAUGCUCCUUUAAACAUGUGUUUAUUGCUGUUUAUCGAUUUCUAUUAUUCUUUGGUUUAUUCCAGAACCACAUACACACACCACAUCUGUAAGUGCACUCUCUAGACUGGAUUAAAGCUCUGUAAAGGAAA